AUGAGCACCAAGAGACGUGGAGCGGCUGCUGCCUCGCCAGACGUUAGGGUCCGCGGCCAGAAGCGCCGGAGGGUGUCUGAAGAGAGCCCCGUGGACCCCGAGGAAUCCGACCAAAUACCGUCCCCGGAGGAAUCUGAACCCGCAGACGAGGCCGAAGCCGAGGAGGACGACAGGGAGAGCGAGGCAGACUUCGAGGGCGACAGCAUCCAAACCGCGCAAGACAAGAUCAUGACCGAACUGACUCGGUUAAAGGAUGAGGAUGGCGAAGACGUUGCGUAUCCUUUCAUUGGGAAGCCCGAUCGCAACCUUUAUCGCGAUUACUAUGAGAUCAUUCAGCACCCUGUAUCGCUGCGAACAAUUCAAAAGCAGGUCCGCGGUACCGAUAGCCGCAAAAAUCAGUCCAAAACGACCGCAUUUCCCACGUGGAAGUCCUUUGAAGAGGAAGUUUCCUAUAUUUGGCGCAAUGCGAGGGAGUACAACGAGGACAGCAGCGACAUCUCGAUGCUCGCAGGAAUUCUAGAGGCGAAACAGGAGUACUUCAAGCGGCGGGUGGCAGAAGCAAAGAAGCAUGUUCCGGAUCCCAUUCAGGUAGAUGGUCACCCCGAAAUGCCUCGCAUCAAGUUGAAAAUUGGCGCGAGGGAUGUGGAACCCAAGUCGCAAAGGUUAACGCUGAAGAUGGCUGGGCAGACCUCCGAGACGCCUUCCAAAGAUGAUGAAGCCCCAUCCGGUGUCACUGUCGACAAAGAAUCUUUGAAACGACAACAAGAGCUCGUCAGAACCGGAUCGGCGAGCCAAGAGGCCGAUACACAUCGCAUGUCCCCGCGAAACAGAUCUCUGCGAAGACAUCUCGCCAGCCCCAGCAGGUCUAGUAUUGCUACUACCCCAUCCAUAUCGGAGCAGCCACAAAAUGGGCCUGCCGGGUCCAAGGACUUGGCCGGUGUGAUCAAGAGCGAAAGUUCAGGGCCGGGAUCUCAACAUCAGGAGACAACAAGACCCUCGAACGGUCUGCACGGCGUUCCAUCGGAGCCCCAUGAUGGUGAGGUGUGCCCUAUGACGGGUAGCAACCCUGAUCUGAGGCUUGUGACUGACUCUUCACUGCACCCCAUAGCUCCUGUUCCGCAGGCAGUUCCAGCAUCCCCAUUAGAUUCCCUUUUGAGGCGACCAGGUCAAGAUGCCAGCUCAGCUCUGAUCCGAAACGUACAAGUCGCCACUCAUCCUUCCCUCUCUUUACAACAUGGCUUGAACUUGGACAUUCCGCCAUCUGCCACGCUCUCUCAACAGUCAAUCACGAUUAACCUUCCUGCGUCGCACAACCUAUUGACAAUCAGGCCGACAUUGGUGUCCGGGACAGCACAGAGACAUGUAAAGAUGGUAGCACUUGUAGGAAUGCAACGGCUUCACCCAUCAGCAGCCGAUGCAUCUGGGCUGGCAUAUGAUAUCCCCCUUCACCCCGGAACUACCAAGGUUGACCUGGAAGCCAUCGCCGGCCCAGCAAGGGGAGUUCCGAAGACUGGACCUCCCGGUUCUGAGAUUGAUUAUGAGCGGGUCACUAUUUUCUUGAACUUGUUGCGGUGA
This is a messenger RNA of Penicillium daleae, 1575 nucleotides long. RefSeq names its product bromodomain-containing protein. Gene Ontology annotation, molecular function: protein binding. The transcript is spliced from 5 exons. The record is from RefSeq and is a predicted model, not a curated record. Gene Ontology annotation, biological process: chromatin remodeling. The coding region runs from base 1 to 1575 and encodes 524 amino acids. Gene Ontology annotation, cellular component: RSC-type complex. NCBI's taxonomy places the organism in Eukaryota, Fungi, Ascomycota, Eurotiomycetes, Eurotiales, Aspergillaceae.